This is a messenger RNA of Racocetra fulgida, 2477 nucleotides long. The record is from the annotation of a GenBank genome assembly. Lineage: Eukaryota; Fungi; Glomeromycota; Glomeromycetes; Diversisporales; Gigasporaceae.
AAGGUGUAUAUCAAGAGACACCAUAUCCAGAUAAAGCUCGAAAGCUUCAAUUGGCUGCGCAGAUUGGCGCCACUGACGUUCAAGUUAACGAAUGGUUUCAACGAAGAAGAAAGAAAGAUCCUUCAAUGAUUUCGAACAGGGCAAUGGCUAAUAGUAAUGCAGCGACAAACACUGCAUUGAAUUCUCAUACUGCAGUUCCACCCACCUCCACUAUCAUCACUAUACCUGCGAAUCUACCCACGACUAGUCCUAGUACCUCAGUGUCUCAAGGACAUGCAAAUACGGGAACAAUUACUUCUCCAUACUUUUCAUCAUAUACUAGUCACGUAAAUCCACCUAUUCCAAAUCAUGAGGUUUAUGUAUAUAUUGGUGACAAUCAAGCGGGUUAUGGUCUCCCUACUACAACCCAGACCGUUGAAAAUAUUUCUGAAAAACAGGAAGAACCUCCAAAGACAAAAUUAGAGACUGAUAAUUCAAGAGAAUUGGUUGAAACUAUUAUGCCAUACUUGAAAGAUGAUUUUGGUCUGAUCUCUUCUGAAGUAGUUCAUGACUUCCUUCAUAAAGUCAAAGAUACUCCCCUAAGUGAACGCAGAUUAAUUCUACAUAUUAUUGAUCAAACAAAAGAUUCUGAUACACUUAAAAGCUUAGUGUCUGAAAGAGCUCAUUACUUAUUAAGGAACUGGAUAAUUGAUGAGGCAAAAACUCCUGAUAGUGAAUUAUUGCUCAAAUUACUUCAAACGGUGAAUCACCUUCCGAUCGAUAUUGAGGCCUUGUCAGCAAGUGGGCUUGGCAAGGUGAUAAAUAAUAAAAGUGUAAAAGAUUCACAAAUAGAUGGCGUCUCUGCACUCGCUUCUUUGCUCAUAAGCAAAUGGAAAGAAGAAAAAAAACAGCACGAUGCUAAACUUAUACAAGAAGCUAAACAACAAGCUUCAUUAUCUAAUUUCGCUUCUAGUUCAAGUAAGGCAGGAAUGCGAUCUAGUUCAACACCGUCGAAAACAUCACAAACUAAUCCAUCAACAUCCAAAGUAUCGAAAGGAAAGGAGGUAUCAACUCGUAUUAAAUUAUUAACCGAGCCAAAAACGAAGGAAAUCGAUCCUAAAUUGCAAGCGAGGCCUGAUACAAAUACUUUCGAUGAAAUUCUUGGUUUAAAUGCUAUAAAACCCGUGAAACAAGUAAGUAAAGUAGUCAAAAAAGAGCAGCAAAAACCGACGGCGGUUGUCAAAGUUUCUACUGAAAAGCAGGAUUCUUUAACUAUGACGGGAACUUCGAAAAAUUCGUCAGAAGUAAUAGAAGAUAAUAGUUCAUCAAUAGUAAAAAGAGAACAAGAGAAUGGACAGUCAUCGACCAUAAAAGAGGCUAAAAAGGAUGUUAAAGAGGUUAAAGUUACUACAUCUAAAAAAAGGAAGCGUGUGACUUUUGCACCUGAUAAUAUGCUUACUCAGGUUAAACUAUUUGAAGAAGAAUAUGAUGAAGCGGAAGGUGAAUUGUCAGUAGCUAAUACACCACAUCAAUUUGGAAAUGCGCGAGAUCUUGAUAGAAAUGAAGGAUUGGCAGCUUUCAAGAGAGUACGGAAGGCGCCAGCAAUUCAGUGGUACACUACUCCCAUGUUGGAUUUGACCAGCAAAAAAAUAAUAAAACCCGCCAAGGUGGAAAGUGAAGAAGCAAAAAUACAAGAGGAACGAGAACGAGAGAUUUUUGAAACAAUAUAUAUUACAUCGGAUCAGGUUCCAUUUUCACCAUCAGAACCUGAGGAAAAUAUACAGCAAACCCGAAAUAAUAUAUCAACAUGUCAUGAAAUAAUCUUAAAUGCUGAAUCCGAUGAUGAGGAUAUCGAUGAAGAUAUUGGAGACAAUGAUUCAGAAAGUCGUCCUUAUAUUUCUGAAGAGUUAUUUACACAAUUAUUAGAUAUAUAUGCAAAAUGGCAAGCUAUGCAACUGAACCAAUCCGUUUUUUCAUCAAAUACGGUCGGAAUAGAAUCUAAAAAUGUAGUAAAUAAUUUAACUGGAAUGCCGCCAAUUCCUUCACAACUUCCUACAACCCAACAACAACCGCCUACAUGGAAUUUUGAUAUAAAUCAACCUAAUUCAAUAAUAAAUUACCAUCAACCACCACCAUCAGGGAUUCAACCAUCUGCUAACGUUGCUUCGCAGCAACCCACAUUUCCACAACAAUACCCUCCAACGAACAAUAUGCCAAAUCAACCACCAACAUAUCAGUAUUCAAAUUUGUUCAUCCCCCCAGCCAAUCAAAAUAAAGAAUUUUAUCCACCACAUAAAGAAUCUGGGUUACCACCACCUCAACCUUCAUAUAACAAUGAUUCACAAAAUCGUCCAUACACUGAAUCAGGGUUUGGACGACAAUCACAACAGCCUCAAGCAUCUACGGGGGUGGACGUCCAAGAGGUGGGGGUCAGACUGAAUCAGGAAGACCAACGAGUGGGAGAGGAUCAGAAUGUUGGUACUUUAAGUCAGGAAGAU